CGCAGUGGCAGGAGGCUCUCGCGCGCUGCAGCAUGGACGGGAGCAAAGCGGAGGAGCGCUCUGCGGAGCAGGCUGCGGCUUUAUUUGGGACUCAGCAGCUGGAGAGCCAGAGGAGCGACUCUGAGCGAGGAAAGAAGAGGAAAAACCACUGUAAAAUCAUUACUGGGGUGCUGCUGCUGUGCUUGCUGGUGGUCAUCCUGGCUGUGGCGCUCUCUCUGAGGCAGAGCGCCAGCGGAGCAGAAGGAGAGCUGUGGCUCCAUGUUUCCUCUGAAGAAGUUCUGCAGCCGCGGUGUCCAGCAGGCUUUUCCAAGUCUCCGCUCCUCCUGGUGUCCCUGGACGGCUUCCGGGCAGCGUACAUGAAGGAUCACGUCGCUCACAUCCCCGUCAUCAACAAGUUACGAAACACAGGAACAACAGCGCCAUACAUCAGGCCUGUUUAUCCCACAAAGACCUUCCCCAACCACUACAGCAUUGUGACUGGUCUUUAUCCCGAGUCCCAUGGCAUCGUGGACAACAAGAUGUACGACGUGACCCGGCACGCUUUCUUCAGCUUGAAAACCGACGAGAAGUUCGACCCAAGGUGGUACCAAGGAGAGCCGGUCUGGGUCACCGCUUCCCGUCAAAAACUUAAAACGGCGACUUUUUUCUGGCCGGGCUCUGACGUCGCCGUCAAUGGCACCUUCCCAACUUUAUAUAAAAUCUACGAUAAGAGCAUUGCGUUUGAAAACAGAGUGUCGACGGUGUUCGAGUGGCUCAGUUUACCUGAAGAUCAAAGACCUGACUUUUAUACUUUGUACUUGGAGGAACCAUCAGGACACCGCUACGGGCCAGAAAGUCAAGAGGUGCUUGAGGCUUUAAAAGAUGUGGACAGGAUCAUGGGUCUGCUGAUGGACGGCCUGAUGAUGAGAGACCUGCACCACUGCGUCAACAUCAUGAUCAUCUCAGAUCACGGCAUGGAGGAGGCCUCCUGCGAAAAGGCCACAUUCGUUUCAAAUUAUGUGGACGAUGUUUCCAACUUCACCGUGAUCCAGGGCCCGGCGGCUCGCAUCCGACCCAAAGACCUCCCGAACGAUUACUUCUCCUUCGACUACGAGGGCCUGGUGAACCACCUGUCGUGCAGGAUCCCCGACCAGCCAAUGAGGCCGUACCUCAAAGAAAACCUCCCCAAACGGUUGCACUUCGCCAACAACAAGCGCAUCGAGCGGGGUCACCUCUACAUGAAGGCCGGCUGGCAGGCGGCGAUCAGCAGAAAGGAGAUCAAGUACUGCAGCGGAGGAUUCCACGGCUCGGAUAACGUCUUCGCCAACAUGCAGGCCAUCUUCAUCGGCUACGGUCCGGCGUUUAAAGUGAAGACAGUGGUUCCUCCCUUUGAAAACAUUGAACUGUACAACGUGAUGUGUGAUCUCCUGGGUAUCCGCCCUCCCAACAACGGCAGCCACGGCAGUCUGAACCACCUGCUGAAGCGCCCCGCCCACCAGCCCGUCCACCCGGCGCAGCUCUCCCACGACACCCCUGCGAGCGGGCCCCGCCCCUCCGACGGCCUGCGGUGCUCCUGCCCCUCGCUGACCCCGGAUACGGAGACGAGGCUGAACGCAGAUCUCCUGUCAGUUGAUUCAAGUGUGAAGGCCAGCUUGCGGCGCCUCCACCACCCUUUCGGGACUCCGAGCGUCGUCCAGCCGGACGCCUCCUUCUGCCUGCUGCACCAGCCGGACUACCUGAGCGGCUACAGCAGGGACCGCCUCAUGCUCUGGUUGUCGUACACCGUCCCAGCUUGCCGAAUGCUACCCCCGAUCCCGGAGGCGGAGGCGUGCGUCCGCGCCGACGUGCGCGUCCCGGCGGCGUCCAGCCAGCUGUGCGCGCGCUACGAGGACGACCCCGCUCUGUCCUACGGCCUCCUGCAUCCCCCCAGUCUGAAUGCCAGCGGUCCGGUGACAGAUUCUCUAAUCAGCAGCAACAUGGCGCCCAUGUUUCCUGCAUUCAAAGAUGUUUGGACUUAUUUCCAUGAUGUCCUGCUUCCAAAAUACUCUCAGGAGCUGAACGGGGUCAACGUCAUGAGUGGGCCCGUGUUCGAUGAGGACUAUGAUGGAAAUGUUGACGCACUGCAAAAAAUUUCAGGGAACGAGGCUCCCAUCCAACAUUUCUUCCUGAUCCUGACCGGCUGCAGGAACUCCACCUUCAGCCCCGUGGCCUGUGAGGGUCCCCUCCAGACCCGGGCCUUCAUCCUGCCCCACAGACCGGACCACUCCGAGAGCUGCGCGGAUGGGUCGGACUUGUCGUGGGUGGAGGACUGGCUGCAGCUCCACUCCGCUCGAGUCCGAGACAUCGAGCUGCUGACCGGACUCAGCUUCUACCACGACAGGCUAUCCGUGGAGGAGACGCUACGGCUCAAGACCUUCCUGCAGACGGCCUGAAGGCCGAGACUUUCACCCAGCAGAGCUUUAAAUCCUGACGGAAGCCAUGAUACGGACACAGUCAGGAAACAUUAAACAGGUUUAAAAGUUUCCUGUUUUCACACCAAAUCAAUCACAGCCUUAAAUUCCAUCCAUUUGUUUUCUUGUUUGUCAGAUUUUUUUUUGUUUUUUAAUGUAGUGGAAGCCAUUUGUUGGCAUUUAUACAUGAACCGUCUCGUCUUCUGAACUCCUCCAAAGAAUUUCCUCACUGCGGAAAAACGGGAACUUGACAAAAGAAGGGAGAGGCAAACGUCUAUUGACUGAAGGACUAUUGAUCCCACAGACAAAUGUAUUGAUUGUGACCUUUUCGGAACCUUCACCUCUGAUGAGAUCUGAAACGUGGAAAUGUUACUGAGGGAAUGUUGGAGAGCAGCAGGAAAGACCUCCGACAGAAAUACGUUUUCUUCCUGCCAAAUAUACCCUGUUUUUGUUUUUUCAA
Molecule: messenger RNA, 2889 nt
Organism: Salarias fasciatus (jewelled blenny)
Lineage: Eukaryota; Metazoa; Chordata; Actinopteri; Blenniiformes; Blenniidae
Product: ectonucleotide pyrophosphatase/phosphodiesterase family member 1-like
Biological process (GO): negative regulation of fat cell differentiation; ATP metabolic process; nucleoside triphosphate catabolic process
Cellular component (GO): cell surface
Molecular function (GO): phosphodiesterase I activity; metal ion binding; dinucleotide phosphatase activity
Source: RefSeq, a predicted model, not a curated record